AUGUCUACUGGAAUUCCCACACUGAUUCAGGAGGUGUAUCGCGGGAGCUCACUGACGGCGGAAACAGUGACUCUGGACCCUGAAGCCCCGCGGUCAAAGAAAAGUCAAAAUGAGGUGAUUGUCCGUGCCCUGGAUGGUUUUGUUUUUGUGAAGCAUAACAAGUUGGUCUAUCCCCGGUACCAAGAUUCGACUCCUGAAUGGUGGGAAGACGUACAGGCCUACGGGUACGUGUCAGCGCUUGUGGGCCAGUUUAAGUUCUUUGUCUGGGCCGGGUUUAUGGGCGAAGACUACUCGGACAAACAUCUGGUUUUCAUGUGUAUAAAAGACAUUGUGGGGAUGGUGAAGGAAUCAAGCCCUCACUGGCGAUCUGGCUUUGAGGAGAUUCUGUGGCUGGAGUCAAAGGCCGGAUACAGCUAUGCGCUGAUGGAGCCGGAUGCAAUCUAUGAUGAGGUCAGGUGGGCUGAAGUGAUUCAAAGCUGGACAAAUCUGCCGCCACCUCUAAGCCAGGAAGACCCGACGCUCCGCGAGGUGAACCAAGCCGGGCCACAGCCCGAGUGGUGGAAGGUCAGGGGCGGGAAGAGUACUUGGGAGUGGUUUACCAAACCAAUCCGGGACGCGAAGGCAGGCGCGAAACGGAAAACAAACCAAGAGCAGCAAACAUCCCGGAAGCGCAAGAAGGGAGGAAAGCGGGCCACACCUUCCCCGUCCAAGAAAAGGGCAAUCAGCCAGGAUGUCGAGUACAGCCCUGGAAAAGGUGACCAAACUGAUGAUGAUGAUGUAAUCUUUGAUCGCAGCAAGUUGCGACCGCGUAGAUAUCCCCGGGAUGACGAGGCAGAGGGAGCCAAGGUGCAGGCGCAGGGAAGGGAGAAAGGGAAGGAGGUAAGGAAGGAUGACGAGGACAGUGACGAGGAGGAAGAAGAGCAAGAAGAGGGGGAUGAGAAAGACGAGGACAAGGAGGAAGCAGAGGACACAGAGAACGAGGAAGACAAGGAAGCCGAGGAAGACGAGGAAGACGAGGAAGACGAGGAAGACGAGGAAGACGAGGAAGACAAGGAAGACGAGGAAGACAAGGAAGACAAGGAAGACAAGGAAGACAAGGAAGACAAGGAAGACGAGGAAGACAAGGAAGACAAGGAAGACAAGGAAGACGAGGAAGACAAGGAAGACAAGGAAGACAAGGAAGACAAGGAAGAAAAGGAUGUGGGACGGGAGAGAGGGGAGAAGGAAGGCCAAGUUGUGGCCAUGGAAGUUGACGAGGCGGACGCCGAGAUGGAUGCUGAAGGAGAAGACGAAGGCGAGGACGUUGCCAUGUCAAGUCCGCCUGGCAAAGCUACUUCCUCCAAGAAAAUUCCUGACCCGGAAGCAGCUUCUCCUUCGCGUAAAGCAUUGCCUGCCCCCGCGCGAUUUGCGCGUACACCUACUCCGGGGCCUGAGCUUACUCCUCCUCCUGUGCCUCUCUCUAAUCCGGCGCCUUCCCCAGUCUCUGCGCCUCCAGAAACUUUGGGGUCUAUCCUCACUCCUGCUCCCGCACUUCCCCUUGCUCCCGUGCCUUCUCUUGUUGCCGCGCCGGCUUGUACGUCUCCGCCUGCGCCAUCCCAGGAUCCGGCUUCUUCUCUGGCUCCGGCCUCCCCUCCGGCUCCAACUCCGACUCCCGCCUCAGCCCCAACCCCUCCUCCAGCCCCGGCUCCUGCUCCUUCUCCUUCUCCUGCUCCUACUCCUGCUCCUGCUCCGGCUCCUGCUCCUGCUCCGGCUCCGGCUCCGGCUGCUGCUCCUUCUCCUGCUCCUUCUCCUGCUCCUGCUCCUGCUCCGACUCCUGCUCCUGCUCCUGCUCCUGCUCCUGCUCCUGCUCCUGCUCCUGCUCCUGCUCCUGCUCCUGCUCCUGCUCCUGCUCCUGCUCCUGCUCCUGCUCCCGCUCCCGCUCCGACUCCGGCUCCGGCUCCGGCUCCCACUCCCGCUCCUGCUCCUGGACCGGCGCCUGCGCCUGCGCCGCCAUCUCCCAUUCUUCCUGCAUCUCCCGCCGGUCCCGCGCCCACUUCUCUUGAGCCUCCCUCGACCGCUGUGUCUUCAGCUUCUGUGCCCGCCAGCACACCACCCCCAACCCCUCCCCCUGCGUCUACGAACGCCUCUGUGCCUGCGACUGUCACUUCAGUUUCAGCACCUAUUCCCCCUGCCGGCUCCUCGCUUUAUGCACAGUCAGUCCCAGAUACAUGUGAGUUCGAUAUGGACAAUACGACGGGAAGGCAAUAA
Messenger RNA from Rhizoctonia solani, 2247 nucleotides. Its product is annotated as proteoglycan 4. Lineage: Eukaryota; Fungi; Basidiomycota; Agaricomycetes; Cantharellales; Ceratobasidiaceae. The transcript has 6 exons. The coding region runs from base 1 to 2247 and encodes 748 amino acids. The record is from RefSeq and is a predicted model, not a curated record.